AUGGACGCCCUCCCACUCCCAAGGGAAGCCGACCUCAACUCAACACCUUUCACAACCCCAGACCCCCUCACCUUCGAAUCCAAAAACAUCCUCCACGUCCACCUCGAAAAGCGCUACUCCACCAUCUCUAUCCCCUCCACCUACGGCCACCUCAACACUAGCCCCCCACCCGGCACAGUCGCCGGUAUCGUCCUCGGCAGCGUCGGAGGCGUCGUCCUAAUCCUCUACCUGACCUUCCUAGCCCUAAACCCAGGCGGUCUGGCGCGGGGUAGUCCCUCCGUCAUCGACGAGGAAGUCGUCGUGCGCAGUCGGCGCUCACCCUCGCGACGGAGCGAGGUCAUCGAAGUCGUCGAGGAGCGGGAUCGGGAUCAUGAUCGUCGGCGCGAUAGUUAUCGGCGACCUGGGUCGCGCCGGAAUCAUAUUGUUGUUGAGGAGUCGAUGACGGGGACGUCCGUGACUGAUGAUCCGGAUAUGGUUGAGGUUAUUGAGGAGGAGUCUUCGGCUUUGUCUACUAUUUCGCCGGAGCCGAGGAGAGGGGGUAGGUAUCGGACGGUUGACCCGCUUGAGUAUGGGGGUGGGAGCUCUUAUGAUGGGGAUAGUCAUUAUCGGGGUUGA
Molecule: messenger RNA, 615 nt
Organism: Penicillium subrubescens
Lineage: Eukaryota; Fungi; Ascomycota; Eurotiomycetes; Eurotiales; Aspergillaceae
Exons: 1
Coding region: 1-615 (204 amino acids)
Source: RefSeq, a predicted model, not a curated record